AUGGCUGGAUUCCUCGAAGCCCAAUACGGAGUUUCGGCGGAGCGGCUGCAUCCCGUGGUGAUCGACGACAGUGACGAUUACCUCAGCCGAGAAGAGAGAACGGAGAACGAACUUUCCGAAAUUAUCGAUCUCACUUACGACGACAUCCCCGCGCCGAUUGUGGCAAGGCCAGCACAAAUUGUCCCGGCAAGAGAGCUUGAGAGCUACCGCUUGCCCAGCGGGCUGCUCAUCAAGCCUGAAAGAACGAUUGAGCUACGAACUGCACUUGGCCAGCACCAAAUCCAGUUUCUGAGAGUCAAGGCCAUCGUCACGCAGGGCUGGGACUCGGACAUAGUCAUUCGUGGCUUGGGUUUCACGCGAACCCGGCAGCUGGAUGGAAUGCUUUCCCAAAAACUCAACGAGGUCGCGCUGGUCGCUGAGCUUCGUUCCCCAGGACGAAUGGGCUGGGAGGAGGACGCACUGCUGGACGUGAAGCCGAACGACAUCAGAGGCAAAAGGGAGUUAAGAGUUACCAACGCUCCAUUUCCGGACCAUCGAUUCGACCCAACGGACGUUGAAAGCAUGGGAGAGGACUGGGUUGAGCGGUACUGUCCGCUGGUAUGCCGCUACAGAUACGAGAUCCAUUACCACGGCAAUUGCGACAAGCCCUUUGAGUGGGCGCUGGUCAAGAUUGGCGAGGAUGAGGCCGACCCCGGAUACAGGAUGAAGGACUCACAGAAUCUCAACAAGUGGCGCGGCGGGAAGGUCCCCGGCGGAUCCCACAAGCCGGGCGGCUCAAGUCUUCCGGUCUUCGACCUGGAGGCCCAAGGACAACGCCCUGUUCCGUCCAGUCUCUCUCCUGGACAAAAGUACACGGCCGGAGAUGUUUUUGCUGGUGCGGGCGGUGCUUCGAGAGGCAUGGAACGCGCUGGCGUCAAGCUGAAGUUCGCGGUCGACCACUGGGAACACGCGGCCGCGUCGUUGAGAAGCAACUUUCCACACGCCCGUGUUUACGACAUGGACGUCAUCGACUUCAUCCAUUCCAAGGAGACCACCUGCUCGGUCGACAUCCUGCACCUGUCGCCCCCCUGCCAGUUCUGGUCGCCGGCCCAUACCGUGGCCGGGAAAAACGAUAAAGACAACAGGGCGGCUCUCUUUUCCUGUCGCGAGCUUAUCGGGAAGUUCCGGCCGCGAAUCUUUACGGUGGAACAAACAUUUGGAAUUUUGUGCUCCAGGUUCAGGAAGGAGUUCAACAUGUUCCUGAAUGGCUUCACCGACUGGGGCUACUCGGUGCGUUGGAAAGUGGUGCCCCUCGCCAACUACGGAGUGCCGCAGCUUCGAAAGAGAUUGAUCAUGAUCGGCUCUUGCCCCGGGGAGAAGCUUCCCCCGUUCCCGCCGCCAACUCACAGCAAGGAUGGCGCUGGGGGACUAAGGCCAUGGGCCACGCCCCAGUCCGUGCUGGCGCCGCUGGAAUCUCGACGCUUCGUGCACAGGCUGCACACCCCUAAGGGCAUCAAGCGAUGGGAUCCACCCAAGCCACGUUGGGACCCGACGAAGCUGGCCAAAACCAUCACCACCAACGGUGGCCAGAAUUACCACUGGGACGGCCACCGUGAUUUCACGCUGCUGGAGUACGCCGUGCUCCAGGGUUUCCCGAAAUGGCAUAGGUUCGAAGGCAGUUGCAUCAAAAAACAAAUCGGUAAUGCCUUUGCCCCAUCGGUAGUUCGAGUCCUGUACAGCCACCUCGUUGACUGGCUUCUGGCACAAGAUGGGUUCAGCCCGUCCGACCGCCACCGCGCCCGCAGCGCUAUCCCCCUUUUCCGCGGGCCCACCUCGCCCGAUGUCAUUGUUCCACGACGUUGUCCCUCCAGCAGCAGAAGCCGCCGCAAUAGCUUCCGCAGGCACAGUGAGGUGGUCCAGCGGCUCAACUGGGCUGCCAAAGAAGCGGACCAGCACCCUGACCCAAUGGACUUGGACGGGAUUGAGGAACUUUCAGAUACCGAGACGCGGGACGAGGACGAGAGUAGCCAGGAUGCGGCGGACGACGAGGUGAACAUCGGAGUCAUCGAUCUGACGAUGGAUGUGGGGAAGGGCUGGGAGGAGGAUCCCCAUGUCCUCUCAGAUUAA
Molecule: messenger RNA, 2106 nt
Organism: Parathielavia appendiculata
Lineage: Eukaryota; Fungi; Ascomycota; Sordariomycetes; Sordariales; Chaetomiaceae
Product: S-adenosyl-L-methionine-dependent methyltransferase
Exons: 3
Coding region: 1-2106 (701 amino acids)
Biological process (GO): negative regulation of gene expression via chromosomal CpG island methylation
Cellular component (GO): nucleus
Molecular function (GO): DNA binding; DNA (cytosine-5-)-methyltransferase activity
Source: RefSeq, a predicted model, not a curated record